UAGUCAGCGAUCAGAGCUGCUUUUCCUGUGCCAUAAUGUGUAGGCAUUCUCUGGUAAUACUCAGCAAAUGAAACUUCCCAGGACCGGAUUAUAACGGAAAAAUGAUCCGAAGUUUGUGCAAAUCAUCGACUUGGCGCUCUCGCUCUGUUGUUGAAGUGAAAAGCAAGUUUGGUGCGGAGUUUAGGAGAUUCUCUCUGGAUCGCCAUGAGCCUGGUGUGUUUAAGGACUUCUCUCAGUUUAUCGUCAACCUACACAAACUGUUUCGCACAGAAAUCUACAUCAGCUAUGCAGACGUACAUGGAGACUUACUGCCAAUAAAUAACGACGAUAAUUUUCAUAAAGCAGUAUCUACUGCACAGCCGAUUCUGCGCAUCUUCAUCCAGCUGCAAGAGGAAUUGGAAGAAGUUAACAAUAGUACUAUCUGUGUGACCAGGAGAAAGAAGUCCACCAGUACAAUACGUGCUGAUGUCACUCGCAGAGGACACAUUCAGAUCGGAGUGCCGCUGAACUUCCGUCCAGUCUCCUCCAUAAUUGAUGCUGACAUCUUGCCUGAAUGCCACAGAAGAGUUCGUCUGUACCACCAGGGCUCAGACAGACCUUUGGGUUUCUACAUCCGUGAUGGAAUCACAUUUAAUAUAACUUCACGUGGACUUGAAAAAGUUCCAGGGAUCUUUAUCUCAAGAAUGGUUCCUGGUGGAUUGGCUGAGAGUUGUGGUCUUUUGGCCGUUAAUGACCAGAUCCUUGAGGUCAACGGUAUUGACGUGUUAGGCAAGACACUGGAUCAAGUUACAGACAUGAUGAUUGCUAAUAGCCACAACCUAAUUAUCACCGUAAGACCAGCAAACCAGAGCAAAAACACAAGAAAUCCCAUCGUACCCUCCCCGAACCCAGAACCCCUGCUUGAUGGCGAGGGCUCUGUAAGCUACCCAGGACUUCCUAUGAUUAUGGGGUCCUAUUUUUGGAGGCGUAACGACUCUGUGAGUGAUGAUGAUUCUGAUAUGGUUGUGGAGAAAUCUGUAAAACCCUCCUUCAAGGGCCCUAGGACUAAAAUGGCCUUAAUAUCUUCUCAAACUGGCUUUCAUAGUCAUCAGAGAAGUCGCCAACCCUACUCGCAAGAAUUGUGCUACUCACAGCCUUGUCUCAAUUACACAGCUUAUCCUGGUUCCAGUGUUCCUCUAAACAAAGAUAUGAAGUCAAAGCAACAUUACAGGAGCAACCCUUCAUUCAGACAGAAAGCAUCUAGCACCUUUGACAUCUUGAGCACAUUGAGCCCAGAUGUGAGACAGCGCCUUAUGAUUCCUCAAAUGGCCAUGGAGGAUGAUGGAACUGUUAUUACUUUAUAAACUAAUGUUAUUUAAAUUCAUACUACAUAAGCAAUUUUUUGUAAAAUAAAAAAAAAACACUAGUUUCUAUGCAAUAUUUAACAAUAUUUAACAAUAAGAAUCAUUAACACUAACUUUAGGCAUCUAUUUUAAUUGUAAUAUUAUAGUAUAAACAGUAUAAUUUAUAGUAUAUAAUUUAAAGUAUAAACGGAAAUAUAUCUUUUUCUCAAUUAUUCUCAAUAAAUACUGUAUCUCCUA
Clarias gariepinus (North African catfish) is the source of this 1580-nucleotide messenger RNA. RefSeq names its product par-6 family cell polarity regulator gamma a (gene pard6ga). The coding region runs from base 102 to 1343 and encodes 413 amino acids. Gene Ontology annotation, biological process: establishment or maintenance of cell polarity; regulation of cellular localization; centrosome cycle. Gene Ontology annotation, cellular component: nucleus; cell cortex; apical plasma membrane. Gene Ontology annotation, molecular function: protein kinase C binding. Lineage: Eukaryota; Metazoa; Chordata; Actinopteri; Siluriformes; Clariidae. The transcript has 3 exons. The record is from RefSeq and is a predicted model, not a curated record.